AUGAAAAUUCCAACGCAAAAGUUGAUCCUCAUCACAUUGAUGAUGUUAAUGAUCAUGACAAUCAUGAAUGGAUUUUUCACACUUGCCUACGAAUGGUCUCAACCCAAUAGAAAUCAAUAUAGAAAUAGAUACUUUCCCGAAUCAAUUUUUGAACACUACUCUCAUGAUUCACAAGGUGGUUUUAAUUUAAUUCCAGAAUCAAUUUUAAUUGUACCUCCGCUAGGGAGAAUAUUUGCAAUUUCUACUACAUCAUCAAAUAUAUUAAAAUUUAAUAAUAAUAAUAUUAAAAAUCAUGAUGAUGGUAACAAUGAAAAGAAAAUGAAGGAUAUUGGUAGGGAUUAUAAAAGCCAUCUUGUUGAAUUUAAUCAAAAGGAGCAAUGGAAGAUUCUUUUGGAAAUACCGAAUAAUCUUGAAAUGAAAUUGAGUAUUCCAGCAGAAAUGGAUAAUUUGGGAUUUUAUUAUACAGUGAUGAGGAAUUUAACAUCUGGAAAUGAUUUGAUAAUGAAAUUUCAUGUGGAGGGCAGCAGUAGUAGCAAAUCAUCCUUUCAAAUUAUUGCCAAUUCAACAUUAAUGCCAAGUAUUGAUUCAAUUAUUUGUGUAGAUCCACAUGAUAAGAUGUUCGUCUUGUCGAAUGGAAAGUUGAUUAAUUACAAUGUUAUGAAAUCACACUUGAUAUGGGUUUCAUCACUUACAGGAAUUUCAAAGUCAAGUCAAAUGCUCUAUGAUGAAGAUUUAUUAUUUGUUUCAUUUAGUGGAGGAAUUGCAAGAAUUAAUAUUGGAAGUGGACAUGUGGUUGGACAAACAGAAAUUAAUCAAUAUGUAGUUGAAUUGAAUCCAUCAAUAUUAUCAUUUGAUGAGAGAUAUAUUGUUGGAUUUGAAAAGAAGGUUCAAACCUCUAAUGCCUACUGGCUGCAUAUCGUAGAUCAAAAGUUUAUUACUAAGGGAUCGCUCAGUUCAGAUCUUUUGAAAGAUAGAAAUGGAAAGGUAAUUGAUUUGAGUAGGUGCUCCAAUGUGAUGAGUCAAGUGGAUAGUAUUCUAUUCUUUUGUCAUGUUUCAAAUUCAACCAAUGAAUAUUCAAUGUACAAGUUUGAUAUUUCAGAAGAUUCACUCAGAGCAACACUCGGGUAUCAGGUUGAGUUUCAAGCCAAAUCAUGUUCAAAACAAUUGGCAAGAUUUGAUCACUAUUCUUAUUUUGCCACUGUUUGUGAUUCUCAUAUUUAUGUCUUUUCAAUGAAUUCUCCACAAAUUGUUAGAAAGCCACUCAAUAUUAGAACGAAUGAAAAUACUCAAAUUGUUGGUUCAACAGUGACGUUCUUUGUUCUGACUACAGAGGUGGAUACGGUUAAUGUUGAAGUUGUUCAUGCAAAGGUUUAA
Messenger RNA from Naegleria gruberi, 1374 nucleotides. RefSeq lists its product as uncharacterized. Lineage: Eukaryota; Heterolobosea; Eutetramitea; Acrasida; Naegleriidae. The record is from RefSeq and is a predicted model, not a curated record. The transcript has a single exon. Bases 1 to 1374 code for a protein of 457 amino acids.